Messenger RNA from Aureobasidium uvarum, 1764 nucleotides. NCBI's taxonomy places the organism in Eukaryota, Fungi, Ascomycota, Dothideomycetes, Dothideales, Saccotheciaceae. The record is from the annotation of a GenBank genome assembly.
AUGUACCAUGUCAAAAGUUAUCCCUACCCCGUCCCUGGCAAUCUCGACUUGAACAUCGCCGACGAAGACGAAUUCUCGCCCGACAAGCUCCGCGCCACCAUCGAACGCCUGUACAUGACGGUCGGCCUGGGUAUGAUGGGCUUCAUCAAGCAGGUCGGCCGUCUCAGAUCAUGGCGUGAACGCAAUCGCACUGCCUAUUUCUGCGCCGCAUACUUUGUCGCAUGGCUGCUCGACAUGCUUGUCCCACUGUUUACCGUCACGCUGGUCGUCCUGAUCGUCUAUCCGCCCUCACGCGACGUCAUGUUCNCUCCCGCUCCUCUGGCUCUCGUCGACGCGNCUAAGACUGGCGGCGUGCAAAAGCCAAAGGCCGGCGUGCUAGGCAGCACAGACACAGCUACAGGAGCUCCAGAACAGCACAAGGGCGAGGCCGCCGAAGCAGAGGCGAGCAACUUUGUCAACAGCAUCGCCUCGGUCGCUCUUGCAAGCGCCAGCGGCAAACAUCCCCAGACCGAGCCCCCACCAGGACAGGGAGGCAUCGCCGACAGCAUCCCUGACCCCACCGCAGUUGCCAUGAGCGCCAGCUCUGCAAAGACGUCUGCUGAAGGAAAAGUGACGGCACCCACACACGACAAGACAAAGGUGCCCAUGGAGAAUGCCAUGUGGAGCAAGAUGAGGCCUAUCAUGCAUGGUCUCGCCGACGUGGCCGACACGUGGGAGCGUUUUGCAAAUGCCCUGUCUCCCACUCCACCUNUUCCUCGUGACCUGUACCGCUUGCGUCUGGCCGCCGUCGUCGUACCUCNNAUCGCCGUGUCUCUGCUGACCUCAGCCUACAUGUUCACCAAGGGUGUCACUUUCGGUGUCGGCUUCGGCUUCUUCGGCGAUCCCGUCAUCCAGCCCGGUCUACGAUGGCUCAACCGUACCUUCCCUCACUGGCAAAAGUUGCUCGAAAUCCGAAACACUCUGCUCAAGGGUGUUCCUACCAACGCCCAGCUCACCAUUACUCUUCUUCGAAUUGGCGAAGCAAACAAGGCUCCUCUUCCGCCUCCGCCUAGCAGCAAAGAGCCUCCACCGGACGUUCCAGUCGAAAUCACAGAUGAACAUUUGCGUGCGACUGGCGCCGACUGGCCUCUGAAUGCCACUCAGGAGGAAUUGGAUGCAGCCAUGGCUCACGACCCCACAACUGCUCACGAGACUGCCGGUGCUGAUAUUGACCACAGCAAAGACAGCAAGCACGGCAAGAAGGGUCACAAGCUCGUCUCAUUCUUCAAGAGCACCGUCAAAGGUACUGUCGAGACUGCUCUUGGCGCCGACAAGCUCAAAGCAAAGGCAGGAAGCGAGCCGUCCAAGCAACGUCUCGGUGCUAUCCCCAAGUCAAAAGACUACAAUGUUGACGGCCCUGUCGACUUUGCUUGCCGUUUCCACGGAAAGAAAGGCCACACUGUCAUUUCUACCAGGACAGCCAUCCCUGCUGUCUCUUUCACUCUGGACAAGAAGGUCGCCGAAAUCGGGUCUCUUGGUCGUGAGGAAGAGCUGCAUCCCGUCUGGACCGUCCCCAUAGCUGAUAUCAAAGAGUUGAAGAAGGUUGGCGGACUGGGAUGGAAGGCGAAGCUGGUGGUAGGCUGGGCACUCGAUCGCGAAGUUGCUGAUGGUAUGGAGAUUGUGAGCAAGACUGGUGAAGUGUUCACCAUCACUGCCAUGCCCCUCAGGGACGAGUUGUUCAACCGGCUUGUUGCCAUGGGCGGUCAGAAGUGGGAAGCUUGGUGA